Molecule: messenger RNA, 2960 nt
Organism: Trifolium pratense (red clover)
Lineage: Eukaryota; Viridiplantae; Streptophyta; Magnoliopsida; Fabales; Fabaceae
Exons: 3
Coding region: 393-2861 (822 amino acids)
Cellular component (GO): nucleus
Molecular function (GO): transcription corepressor activity
Source: RefSeq, a predicted model, not a curated record
AUUUUGGUUUAUUAACGAAAAAAUCUUAGAAUUGGAAGUUGGGCCUAAGUCAACCCUACAAAACUGACUUGUAAGGUGAGGAUUGCCUCUACCAUAGACUCAGGUUCAGGUCAUCUCACAUCCGAUGUUUUACAUUGUAGUGGAAAUUUUUUAGUCUUAGCUUUUUAUAUUUUUGGUACAGAAAAAAAUAUAUGAUUUAUUAGAGUGAUUUUUGGUAAUGAAAAUUGCUCAUGUUACUUGUAUUCUAUUCUGAUCUUGAUUUCAUUGAUAGUUAUUAAAGUGAAAACAUUUUGUUAGAUGACUAGGGCUAAUAGUUUAUGAAAUCUGAAUUACUUGUAUGCAUGGUUUGAGUUUAUAGUUAUGAGGUUUUGUUUUUCUAUGUUACUUGGCAGAUGGUACCCUUUGAGGAAAAUGAUAAUGAUAUUUUCAUGGAGCAUGCGUCUUAUGAAGGCCUUGAUUCGAGUUCUCGAAUAGGUCCCGAAUUCCAGGCGAAAAUUCCUUUCGUGAUUAAGAAAUCAGAGCCGUAUUCACUUCGAAUGAAUCCUGCUGGUUCAUUAGCUGUGCAUGAUAAAUCACUUUCUUUUGCAAUUGGUUUGCCCAUCCCAGUCACCUGGAUACACAAUGAAAUGGAGGAUAGUGGACAUGAAGAGUUGGUAUAUCAUCGAGACAUCGAUUCAUGUCAAUUGGCCCCUGGCAUAUUGAGUAGCUCUUGGAGUGAUGCUGAUAAGAAAAGUUUUCUACUUGGUUUGUUUAUUUUUGGGAAGAACUUUAUUCAGAUCAAAAGGUUCUUAGACAACAAAGGGAUGGGGGAAAUACUUUCAUUUUACUAUGGAAAAUUUUACAAAACUGAUGGAUAUCGUAGAUGGUUGGAGUGCAGGAAGACAAAAGGCAGAAAAUGUAUGAUAGGACGGAAACUUUUCACUGGUCCGAGGCAGCAUGAACUGUUGUCUCGCUUGAUUCCUCAUGUCUCGGAAGAAUCUCAAGAUACUUUGUUACAGGUUUCUAAGUCAUAUGUAGAGGGCAGAACUUCUCUAGAAGAAUACAUAUCUUCAUUGAAGGCUACUGUUGGACUUGGCGUUCUUGUGGAAGCAGUAGGUAUUGGUAAGGAGGAGGGAGACCUUACUAGGCUUGGUGUGGACCCUGCCAAGAACAGUCGGGCGUUAAAAGCACCAACUUGCAAAGCUUUGUCUUCUCUUGAACCGAGUGAUAUAAUACAAUCUCUAACAGGAGGAUUUCGGCUGAGCAAAACCAAAAGUAAUGAACUCUUUUGGGAAGCCGUUUGGCCCCGCUUACUGGCAAGAGGUUGGCACUCUGAGCAACCAAAGUAUCGAGGCUAUGUGACCUCCAAAGAUUAUCUUGUUUUUCUUAUUCCCGGUGUUGAGAAGUUUUCGAGGAGAAAACUUGUGAAAGGUGAUCAUUACUUUGAUUCUGUUAGCGAUGUCUUGGGCAAAGUAAUAGCUGAACCGAAUAUUCUUGAGCUUGAAGAUGAAGCAGCAGCAGCAGCUAAAGUUGGUAGCUUCAAUGAGGAAGAGCCGGAAAAGGGAUCAAGUGAAGAUGAUUCAUCCGAUGAUCAUCGUCAAUGUUACCUCAAGCCCCGAUCUUCUACUUACAAAAAAGAUCAUAUCAAAUUCAUGGAUAUUGAUACCAUUUUGGUGCAUGGCGGAAAGCCGUCUGAUUUAAGGAAAUUGAAAUCUGUUCCUGUCAAUGCAGUGGGUAAAGUUGAGGUCGAUGCUGCUGGUAAAAAAUAUAAAGGGCAAAAAUAUAUGAGGAAAGUAAACCAUAGCAAGGAUACCUCUAAAAGCAUUAUACAGAAUUCGACAAAGUUGACAGUUAUUGAUACCAAUAGACUUUCCGAAGGAAAAGUAUUGAAGCUGAAAGUGAAACAAUUGAAAUACCCGUCAGUUGAGUUAGAGGGUGCCUCUACGAUGACUACCACUCUUCUGAGAGAAAGUAAGGGCAGCUCUUCAACCAAUGAUUCGCCUAAUAUGCUGAUAUGUGCCAAAAAGAAAAUCAAUAAAACUGAUAGUCGCAGAGGUGUAUCUAACAGUGGUGCUCCCAUUGAAAUAGAAGCUUAUGAAAAUCCUGAUAAUGAUGCAAACAAGAUGACCGAAAACCAGAAAAAUCAACACACCUAUGUGUUUGAUGAUGAUGUUAGUCUGAAGAGGAUCGCAAAGCAUCAAUUCAAUCGGCGAGUAAGAUCAGGUGAUUCUACUGAUGCAGUUGUUCCUAUUAAAAGGAGGAGAUUGACUGAUUGUGCCAAGUCAGAGAAGAGCCGCAUCAUGGAGAAUUCUUCAGGAGGUUUUGGGUCAGAAAAACUUGAAUUUUCUCAGUAUUCUAGCUUUCGACACGGCAACCAAAAUGUUUGUGAUCCAUUUAGUCAUCAGCAAAAUGGAAGUUCAACAUCUUCAGCAGACAAAAGUGUUUCUUGUGUUAAAGUUGAGAAAUGUGAAUCUUUCACCUUCAACAUACCUCAGGUUCCAUCGAAGUCCCAAUAUAGCAAAACAAUGGCAAUCGUGGAGGAAGGUGAGCAAGAACUAAAGUCAAAAGAUUCUCUUAGAAUCCCUUGUGCUGUUGGCUCUUUUGAACAAGAACAACCGGCUGAUAUGAUUCCGAGGAGACAAAGCACUAGAAACAGACCAUUGACAGUUAGAGCAUUGGAAUGUAUAGCAAAUGAAUUCUUGUAUGUGCAAAGGAGGCCGAAAAAGAAAGACAUCGUGACACACAACAAAGAUGCUCUCGAUCGUUAUUGUAAGGCUCGGAAAAGAGGCAAAACAAUGCUGAACCAUCAUUGUUCCGAUCAUGGGACUGCUGUUUUGGUACAAGAAGAAAAACAUUUGGAUGGAGAUGGUAGUGUUAGCUAAAUAUUGCCCAAAAUGUACACAAAAAUGGCAAAAGUAUAAAUUAUGCCAUAUGAUUUUUUUUUAAGAUAGAAUAUAGAUAUAGAUAAAUUAUUAUUCGGA